This is a messenger RNA of Gracilinanus agilis (Agile Gracile Mouse Opossum), 915 nucleotides long. RefSeq names its product short-chain dehydrogenase/reductase family 9C member 7-like. The transcript has 6 exons. Gene Ontology annotation, molecular function: oxidoreductase activity. NCBI's taxonomy places the organism in Eukaryota, Metazoa, Chordata, Mammalia, Didelphimorphia, Didelphidae. The record is from RefSeq and is a predicted model, not a curated record. The coding region runs from base 1 to 915 and encodes 304 amino acids.
AUGAGGAAGGAGAGCAUUCCAAAGAUGGGGGAACAGUCAGGGAAAAUGCCCACAGAAUCCCUGGGACUGUACUUUAUAGUACGAUGGUUUAAGAACUUUAACUUGGUCCCGAACCUCUCUGACAAGUAUGUACUCAUUACUGGCUGCGACUCCGGCUUCGGGAACCUCUUGGCUCGGAAACUGGAUGAGCGAGGGAUGCGGGUGUUAGCUACCUGCUUCACUGAGGAGGGAGCCCAGGAACUUCGAAGGGUGUCCUCCCAUCGGCUACACAUCACCUUUAUGGAUGUCACCAAGACAGAGAGCAUCGAGGCAGCAGCCCAGUGGGUACAUGCCCAUGUGGGAGAACAAGGGCUCUGGGGUCUGGUGAAUAAUGCUGGAGUAGGCCUGCCCAGUGGCCCCAAUGAGUGGCUGACCAAGGAGGACUUUGUCAAGGUGAUAAAUGUGAACCUGGUGGGACUGAUUGAGGUGACCCUGAACAUGCUGCCAAUGGUCAAGAAGGCCCGUGGCAGGGUUGUCAACAUGUCCAGCUGUGGGGGCCGAGUGGCAGUCAUCGGUGGUGGUUACUGCGUCUCCAAGUUUGGUGUGGAGGCCUUCUCUGACAGCAUCCGGAGGGAGCUCUACUAUUUUGGGGUGAAAGUCUGCAUCAUUGAGCCUGGAAACUACCGGACCUCCAUUUUGGGCAAAGAGGACAUAGAACGACGCAUGCAAAACCUGUGGGAGCGGCUGCCCCAGGAGAUGAAGGAUAGUUACGGAGAGGAGUACUACUCCAUUUAUGAACUUGUUGGGUAUUGCUAUAGACCCCGAAGUCCAGAAAUCAUGAUUUCUUUGCUGAAGAUGUCUCCCAGUGGGGAGGCGCAGACCUGCAACAACUCUUUAACUACCAUCUUAAAGAGUUAUCCAGGGGCACUGGAAUAA